ACCAUGAACUUUCUGUGUAAGAAUCGAAAUUCCACUCUCUCUAUCUGUGUUCAUACUCAUCAUUCUCCACUUUUAGAAGAACUUCACUCCGGCGAUAAACGUCUUUAAAUUUCGGUGCUCUGGGAAUUAACACACAACAACAAGAACAACUCAAACAUGAGCUUAGCUAUCACAACUCUCGUAAUGGUGAUGCUACGGAGUACUAACGUCCUUUCUUCCUAUGUAGCAUCUCAAGUUGCCACAACUACCUCAGCAACAACUUUGUCGCUGGAACGAGAAGCGAAGGCUCUACUCGAGAGUGGUUGGUGGAGUAGCUACAGCAACGACACUUUGCAACGUUGCAACUGGACAGGUAUCUCAUGCAAUGAUGCUGGAAGCGUCAUCAAAAUUAACCCUCCUUCUGACGUUAUUAAGGUUGGUGAUAAAUUCAAGAAUAUGGACUUCUCUUGCUUUCCAAGUCUUGUUUUUCUCAGGCUUAGUAGUCAUGAACUCAGUGGGACCACAGAGCAUUUUAUGUUCAAUAUAAGCAAUCUGUCAAGAUUAACGCAUAUCGACUUGUUCAACAAUUCUUUAUAUGGUUUGUUAUUUCCUUGGCCUGAUAAUCUCACCUCAUUAAAGUAUCUUGAUUUUUCUUAUAACCAAAUCUAUGGACCCAUUCCAGUAGAAAUUGGACAGUUAAAGAAUUUCGUGACUCUCAAUCUAUACGAUGGCAACUUACUUGGUCCAAUUCCUUCUACUCUAGGUAAGUUAACCAAUUUGGAGACCCUAGAUUUGUCUAAUAACUCACUUGAUGGUUCCAUUCCUUCCACUCUAGGCAGGUUAACCAAUUUAGUGACCCUGGAUUUGUCUAAUAAUAGGCUUCAUGGUUCCAUUCCUUCCACUCUAGGCAAGUUAACCAAUUUAGUGACCCUGAAUUUGUCCAAUAACACGCUUCAUGGUUCCAUUCCUUCCACUCUAGGCAAGUUAACCAAUUUAGUGACCCUGGAUUUGUCUAAUAACUUACUUCAUGGUGCCAUUCCUUCUACUCUUUUUUCAUUAUCCAAUUUGGGCAAGUUAACCAAUUUAGUGACCCUGAAUUUGUCUAAUAACACGCUUCGUGGUUUCAUUCCUUCCACUCUAGGCAAGUUAACCAAUUUAAUGACCCUGGAUUUGUCUUAUAACUUACUUCAUGGUUCCAUUCCUUCUACUCUUUUUUCAUUAUCCAAUUUGGUCACCAUCGAUCUAUCAAACAACGACCUCAUCGGUCCAAUUCCCUCCUCUUUAGGCUUUUUACACAAGCUGGAAAAUUUGCUUCUUGACUUCAAUAGAAUCAAUGGUUCUAUCCCUUCAAAAAUUGGAGAUUUGAAGACUUUGCGUGUUCUACGCCUUCACUCAAAUUUUUUAGAAGGUCUCGUACCUGAGGAAAUUGGAAAUUUGAAAGCACUCACUUUAUUGAACCUCUAUGAAAACGAGUUGAGUGGACCCAUUCCGCCUCAAAUUUGUAAUUGCUUCAAUUUAGAAAAGUUGGACUUAAGCAACAAUAGAAUCAAUGGUUCUAUCCCUUCAAAAAUUGGAGAUUUGAAGACUUUGCGUGUUCUAUUCCUUCAUUCAAAUCUUUUAGAAGGUUUCUUACCUGAGGAAAUUGGAGAUUUGGAAGCACUUACUUUAUUGAACCUCUCUCAAAAUGAGUUGAGUGGACCCAUUCCGCCUCAAAUUCGUAAUUGCUUCAAUUUAGAAGAGUUGGACUUAAGCAACAAUAGAAUCAAUGGUUCUAUCCCUUCAAGAAUUGAAGAUUUGAAGACUUUGCGUGUUUUAUUCCUUCACUCAAAUCUUUUAGAAGGUCUCGUACCUGAGGGAAUUGGAAAUUUGGAAGCACUUACUUUAUUGAACCUCUCUCAAAACGAGUUAAGUGGACCCAUUCCGCCUCAAAUUGGCAAAUGCUCCAAUCUAGAAGAGUUGGACUUAAGCAACAACAAUUUAGAGGGGCUCAUUCCUGCUCAAAUCAAAAGGCUUCAGCAUCUAGACCGGGUAGAUCUCAGAAACAAUAAUUUCUCAGGUGUUAUUCCAUUUAAUCUUAUUAUGGGUGGAAAUUAUUAUUAUGCAAGUUUUACUUGUGUUGAAACAAAUAAUUCGGUAUUUAGGGAGGUAUUUGGUGGCAACAAAAAUUUAACACCCUACUUUUGCUCUCCACCCUAUUCUCCAGCAACUUAUUCUUCAGUAAAGAAGAGUUACAAUCUUCAGAUAUUUGUACCUGUUUCCGUAUUCGUCACUCUUUUUCUUCUUGGGAGUUUAUUAUUUUUGUGGAGGAAUAAGGUCAAGGUCAACCCAACUAGCGUACUGCAAGCAACUACGAAUGGAGACCUGUUCUCAAUAUGGAACUACGAUGGAAAGAUUGCUUAUGAAGACAUCAUAGCAGCAACAAAUGAUUUUGACAUUCGAUACUGCAUUGGAACUGGUGGUUACGGAAGUGUCUACAAAGCACAGCUACCAAGUGGCAAAGUGGUUGCCUUGAAGAAGCUUCAUCGUCUUGAAGCUGAGGAACCGGCUUUCGAUAGGAGUUUUAGAAAUGAGAUCAAAUUCUUAACAGAAGUUCGACAUCGAAACAUUGUGAAACUGCAUGGGUAUUGUCUACACAAACGAUGCAUGUUUUUGAUUUAUGAAUACAUGGAAAGGGGAAGCUUGUUUUUCAUGCUAAGUGAUGAUGUUCAGGCCGUGGAAUUGGUUUGGGCAAAAAGAGUGAACAUUAUCAAGAGCACGGCUCACGCUUUAUCUUACUUGCAUUUUGAGUGCACACCAAUAAUAGUUCAUCGAGACAUUUCAAGUAACAACAUUCUAUUAAACUCGGACUUGGAGGCUUUUGUCGCGGACUUUGGGACUGCCAGAAUCAUAGAUCCUGAUUCUUCAAAUCAAACAAGGCUUGUUGGCACUUAUGGCUAUGUAGCUCCAGAAUUUGCCUACACAAUGGUUGUAACUGAAAAAUGUGAUGUUUAUAGUUUUGGAGUAUUGGCAUUGGAAACAUUGAUGGGAAAGCAUCCUGCAGAAAUUUUGUCCUUGUUAUCAGCACCAUCUUCAUUGCAAAAUAUAAUGUUAACUGAUGUAUUAGAUCCACGUCUCUCAUCUCCAACAAGCCAGCUGGUCGUACAGAAUAUUGUUCAUGUAGCUACCAUAGCAUUCGCAUGUCUACAAGCUGAUCCAAAAUUACGGCCAACAAUGAAACAUGUCUCACGGAUGUUUCUUUCUUGUCAAAGAUCAUUAAGGAACCCACUCCGAACAAUCUCUUUGCUGCAACUUGUGACAAGUGGAAUGCAUAUGGAAGAAUCAUGUCAAGCUCCACAAUGAUAGUGCUAUUAUUAGGACAAGUGUCUUGUUGUUUUUGUGAACUGAUUGAUAGGAUGCGUUUCUGGUUUCAACCUUUUCUUUUUUAUUUUUGGUUCUUACUUUUUGUUAUUUCCUCUUUCAUAUUCUCCAUGUUAUUAGUUCUCCAACUUAGUGAAAAUGUGUUCUGUUUUCCA
Molecule: messenger RNA, 3491 nt
Organism: Theobroma cacao (cacao)
Lineage: Eukaryota; Viridiplantae; Streptophyta; Magnoliopsida; Malvales; Malvaceae
Biological process (GO): protein phosphorylation
Molecular function (GO): protein kinase activity; ATP binding; protein binding
Source: RefSeq, a predicted model, not a curated record